This is a messenger RNA of Talaromyces proteolyticus, 1488 nucleotides long. Its product is annotated as putative inulinase. Lineage: Eukaryota; Fungi; Ascomycota; Eurotiomycetes; Eurotiales; Trichocomaceae. Bases 1 to 1488 code for a protein of 495 amino acids. Gene Ontology annotation, molecular function: sucrose alpha-glucosidase activity. The record is from RefSeq and is a predicted model, not a curated record. The transcript is spliced from 2 exons. Gene Ontology annotation, biological process: sucrose catabolic process.
AUGCUUUCCCGAAGAAUUAUCAUUACAAUAAAAGCCAUUUCAUUAGUUUGGGCCCUCGUUGGGCCGGCGGUAGCGGAUGACUAUCGCCCAGCCUUUCACUUCUGCCCGGCUGAGAACUGGAUGAACGAGCCUAAUGGGCUGAUUCAGAUCAAUUCAACUUGGCACUUAUUUUAUCAGGCUGACCCAACGGCAAAUGUUUGGGGUAACGAGUGCUGGGGCCAUGCAACCAGCUCCGACCUAGUCCACUGGGAUCAUCUCCCCGUCGCCAUUCCAGUUGAGAAUGGGAUUCAAUCCUUCACUGGUACCUCUUAUUACGAUUCCAAUAAUACAUCUGGCUUAGGCACGUCUGCCAAUCCGCCGUACCUGGCAUUUUUCACUGGUUAUACCGCUUCAAAUGGAACACAAGACCAGCGCCUUGCUUCCAGCACGGAUCUCGGAAAUACCUGGGUUAAGUUUCCUGGCAACCCAAUCAUAAGUGCAGCUCAGGAAGCCCCUCAUGAUACAAGCGGAGGCCUCGAGAGUCGUGACCCUAAAGUAUUCUUUCAUGUUCCGUCAGGGAAAUGGGUUAUGGUCCUUGCGCAUGGAGGUCAGGACAAACUGACAUUCUGGACGUCUUUAGACGCCAAAAGCUGGACAUGGGUGAGCGAUCUAGCAUCAUCCCAGAUUGAGGGAUUCCCAUCUGAUGCCACUGGAUGGGAAGUGCCAGAUAUCUCAGGGGUCCCCCCUGGUGGCAAUGGUGUCGUGGCGCUGACGGGUUCCUUUGACGGAAAAACUUUCGUGGCUGAUUCUGUCGACUCUUCAACAUUAUGGUUAGACUAUGGACGCGAUUUCGAUGGUGCUAUGAGUUGGGAAAACGUACCUGCAUCAGAUGGUAGGCGCAUUAUCGCUGCCGUGAUGAAUAGUUACGGCUCGAGUCCUCCUACGACUACAUGGAAAGGGUUGCUGUCCUUUCCCCGGACGUUAACCCUCAAGCAAAUCGGGUCCAAGCGAUACUUCCUUCAGCAGCCAGUCACCGAGUUAAGUAAAAUCGAUAGCAGUCUCGCAAGCAUUCAGAACCAAACUAUUACGCCAAACCAAACGUUGCUUUCAUCAGUUCAUGGAACGAGCUUGGAUAUUCGGGUUGCUUUUCAAAUUGAUUCAGGUGCCACCCUGUCACUAGCAGUCCGCCAGGGGGGAUCGGAGCAGACGGUCAUCCGAUAUUCCCAGUCGAACGCGACGCUCUCCGUUGAUCGAACGGCGAGUGGAGACAUCUCCUAUGAUCCAGCAGCGGGGGGUGUUCAUAGUGCGCAACUGGCACAGGACAACACUGGGCUAGUUCACAUCUGGGUGUUAGUCGACACCUGCUCCGUGGAAGUGUUUGGCGGGCAAGGAGAAGCAGUUAUAUCAGACCUUAUAUUCCCUAGUAAUUCUUCUGACGGCUUAUCGUUGAGGGUGACUGGAGGGACCGCCACAUUGCAGUCUGUGGAGGUGUACUCCGUUUCAGUUUGA